UGACAAGCCCCGCCAGGAUCUGUUUUGAUCUUUCCUGCUCCAAGUCAGGCUUGAGUCGCAAUCGUUAUUCUCCUGUCUCGGCCUUCUGAGAGCUCUCAGGCCUUCGUCAACACACCAGGCCUAACAUGGAGUUAGGAACGCACCCAGAUAAGACCCAAUCUCAAAGCUGCCCCGCGACUCAGGAGAGCGGACGCCGAGCCAAGGCCUGAAUUCCAGCGUGACUCCACCCCUCUCUACCCCACCCCCACACCGCUGCGCGUGCGCAGACACACCACGUGACGCCACCGGGGACCAGGCGCUGCGUCUACGGCGGAGGGCGGGCCGGGUGUCACGUGACGGUGUCCGGCCAGCCAAUGAAUAAUCACAAUGCAAGAUUUCGAAUGUGGCGGCGGUAGUUGCGGGUUGCGCGGCGGAGCUGGAGGCUGCGGACACGAGUGGCCAAGAUGAGUUUCACUAUGUAGCCCAAGCUUAAAUCUAUGAUCCACCUGCCUUAGCCUUUUUAGUAGCGUGGAUUAUUCUACAACAGCUGACUAUUAAUAAUCUCUAAGCUGAAAAAUCAAAAUUAUUGCUUUGUUUGAAACAAAGAUGGCUAAGGAAAGGUGUCAGAAAAGGUCCUUUCAAGAUACUCUUGAAGACAUUAAGCAGCGAAUGAAGGAAAAAAGGAAUAAAAACCUGGCGGAGACUCGCAAUCGCAAGUCCUUUAUUGUCGCACCAAGCCAAGUACCCACUAACACUUCUACACUGCUGAAAUAUUACCAAGAUAACAACAGGUUGUUAGUUUUGGCUUUGGAAAAUGAAAAAUGCAAAGUGAGAGAAGCACAGGAUAUCAUCGUACAACUAAGAAGAGAAUGCUACUACCUUACACGUCAGCUGUAUUCAUUGAAAAAGAUGCUAACUUCCCGACAAAGUGAAGAAGCUGCUCAGAACUGGAAAGGACGUCCCUCAGAAGUGGUCUCCAGCAUUGACAAUACGGCCAGGGAAUUGUCUAUGAAGACCUUACAGGAAACUGCUCUUGAAGAACCUGACUGUCCCUACCAAGCCACAGAACCAAGUGCUACUACUACUACUCCAGAGACACUGGGUUGCGAUUUUGAUUCAGGUAAAGUUGAGUCUACUAAUGAAGUCUUACCUAGAACUGUAUCUCUCCGUCGCCACUUACAGAAAGAUUUUAGUACUAUAAGUCACUCCACUGCUUUGGAAGAUUGUAAAGCCAGUCCAAGAGUGGGACAGUCCUUGGAAGAUAAAAGUAGAUGUAGAGACCUAACCAUAAUCCUGCAUAGACUUGAAAAUGUAGAACAAAAUGUUUGUCUCUGGAACAAAGACCAAAUUAACUUAUGCUGUAGCCCGAUUAACCCAGCAAAGACUACAAAAACACAAGAAGUAAUUUUAUCGUCUAAACUUGAACAAAUAGAAAGCAAGCAUAAGCGUGCACAAAGAAGAAGAGCAGAGCAAAGAAGAGCCAACCAGAGAUGCAAAUCAAAGUCCUCACUGAGGAGUAAGGGCAAGAAAGGCAGAGAUGAGCAGCCCCCUGCGGUGAAUGGAUGUAUCGGUUCCAGUGAUGCGUAUGAUUUUAAUCUAAAAGAGAGUGUUCACCACACCCCUUUCCAACAAAAAACGAGCAAUGGCUCCAAUAGAGAAUCCAACAGCAGCAGCUCAGAAGUGAGUUCCCGUGAAGGCAGUUCUUCCCAUGAAGGCAGUUCUUCUGAGGAUGAGUCUGAUGACCUCUACCUGCCUCCUGGCAAGCGCUUGCAAGACCACACAGGGUUGGACAGACCAGUUACCAGGCCUCGGUCUAAAAGAGGUCUUAAGUACCCAGAUGAAAAAGAGAUGGAGGAGGUGCUGCCAUCUACCGCUCCGACUGGUGCCCCAUCUGAGACUCAAGAGUCACCUCAUUGUAGCCUAAAGGAUGUCACCAAUACUCUGCGGCGUCCUAUAGUGAAAAUCAGGAAGCUUUCUUUGACUUCAAAAUGUCAUGAAGACAGCCCAGCAGUGUGUCUGCCCAAACGCAGGUGUAGCACCAUCACAAACUAUAAAGAGCCAAAACUCAUUUCGAAACUAAGAAGAGGGGACCCUUUCACGGACGUGUGUUUCUUGAAUUCUCCUAUUUUCAAGCAGAAAAAGGGUAGAUGUCCUAAAAGAACAAAGCAGACACAAUAGCUCCUUUGAUUAGAUGCUGUUGAAGGUGAUCCUUUUUUUUUUUUUUACCUAAUAGAGUGAUAUGGGCAGAAGCAUCCCUUGGCAGGCUCUGGGUCGGGAGGCCCCUCGGGCAAACACUUUAUAUGGAUUACUACCAACUCUAAAACUUCCCCAGCAUCCUUUUUUCCUUAAGCAGGAGAAUCACAGAGUAGAUAACUUGCAGCAUAGAAAACUUACAUAGGAUAUAGAUCUUUCAUAAAUCCUUACCACCACAGUAAGACAUACUAUUAAGUGGGUAAGGAUCCUUCUGUCAUAAUGACCCUUCCUGUAAAAUGUGUAUUGAAUCGUGAUUAAGAGAAUUAAUGAAUUGAGCUCUGGAACUGUGAGUACAAUGCUAUUUCUCAACAUGGCAUGGACCUCAGGGCUAGCCCUUCGUGUGGUUAGUCUACAGUGUAAAGAUGUGAAUAAAAGGGGCUUCUAGUUUUGAUCUAGGAACAAAAUAUAAGUAUCCAGUUCAGAAAAUUGACUCUUUACACACGUAAGUCUUUAAAAUGUAACCAUUGUGAUUGCCUAUUGUUUGAGAUGAAGCCUGUGAUGACUGCCAUUGAGUUUUCUUCUGCUCUUAAUGGUCAGACACUCCUGAUGAGCUUCCUUUCUAGCCUUUACCACUCCCAUCUUGUCUGGAACCUCUUCUGUCUUCCCUAUCAACAUCCUCCUCCUCUUCCUAUUAGAUUUGUCCUGUCAAGUUUUCCCAACUGCAGCCUCCAUCAAGACAUUUCAAUUUGUAUUAAAUCAGCAGAACAUUUGCCUCAUGUGGUCAGAGGAUAAAUGCCACUGAAACAGGAGAUUUCUAAGUUAUCAGCAGGGCCUUCUGGUGUUCAUGACUUCCUACCUUUACCAUCAAACUGAGAGUCCUCUCUGUCACUCACGUGCAUCCCUCUCGCCCAUCACAGCCUUACAUUUUUCACCACGGUUUACAGCGCUGAGGAUAGAACCCACAACCCAGUGUGUGGUAGGAGUAGUCACAGCAGUCCUCAGGCACUCCGUUUAACAUUUUCUAAUGUCAUGGUACCAUAAAAGUAACUAUUUUAUGCACUGGCCAACAUUCAUCUUGAUCCAUAUUACAAGUGAGGGUCGAAAGAUAUCUUAAUUCUGAGUUCUGUGGAAGAGUUUCUUGUUAUAUCUGGAAAUGAAAUCAGUUGCAUAAUUAAUAUUAGAAGUAUAACUAAAACUGUAGGGAAUUGUAAAUGGUAGAGUUGGAUUUCAUUUAGGUAGAAAAUGUGGCUACAUCUAGUACGUGGAGUGCAGUAGUGAUUACUGUACCAGAUUAAUGCAUCCCAGGAAGAAUAGCUGUGCAUCAUGAUAUUCAUUCAUUGAUUCUUUAAAUGUUUAUCCUUAUUUUUAUUAUGUACUCUUCCUUGAGAAUAAGCAACAGGGGUAGCAUAUGGAGUUAGGAACAUUUCUUUGAGGCCAUACUAAUCAUUCAUCCCAUAUCUGAAUCCCAUCUGAAUUCUACAUGUAACUCUUCAAUACUUUUAAUUUUUUCUUUACUUUGGAAACAGAUCACUUGAUUGUUCCAAAUACUUUUAAGAAGUUGCUUUUUUUUUUUUUAAUAAAAGCGUUUCACUCAAAAAAAAAAAAGUAACCAU
Molecule: messenger RNA, 3785 nt
Organism: Apodemus sylvaticus (European woodmouse)
Lineage: Eukaryota; Metazoa; Chordata; Mammalia; Rodentia; Muridae
Gene: Sgo1
Product: shugoshin 1
Exons: 9
Coding region: 586-2157 (523 amino acids)
Biological process (GO): meiotic chromosome segregation
Cellular component (GO): chromosome, centromeric region; nucleus
Source: RefSeq, a predicted model, not a curated record